Messenger RNA from Insectozyma verbasci, 1527 nucleotides. The record is from the annotation of a GenBank genome assembly. NCBI's taxonomy places the organism in Eukaryota, Fungi, Ascomycota, Pichiomycetes, Serinales, Debaryomycetaceae.
AUGCCACAAAUUAGCACGAAUAAUAAUGACGAAAACGAAUAUAAAUUAAUUAGAUCAAAAGUAUUACAGCAGCAACAAUCAUCUACAUCUAUAAUAAAUACUACUACAACGACAACUACUACCAAUAUAUCUACUACAAAUCAAAAUUCUCAGGAUGAAAAUUAUCAACAACAACCAAUAGAUCAACAAAUAUCAUCAUCUACAGAUUCAACAGAACAUCUACAACAAGCUCAAUUACAAUCAGAAGUACAACUUCAACAACGUCAAUACUUAGGAGAUGUCUCCAAUCAAUUUAUAACAUCAAAUAAUUCAACUUCCCAAAAAAAUCAACAACCACCGCAACAGCAGCAACCAGCAUCUAAAAAGAGAAAACCCUUUGGUGGAGAUAUUGCUCCUUUACAUCAACAUAGAAAGCAACAACAAAUACCCAUAGCAACUGAUAAUAAUGAACAACCACAACAUCAACAACAACCAAAAUUAGAAAAAGGUUUUGAAAUAUCUAACUCGUCUUUACUCGUACCUUCAAGAUUACCACAAAAGAGACAAGCAACUGAAUCACUGACUAAUUUAGUUGAAAAAUUGAAAAUACCCGAAAAUAACAAUCAAUUCUUAACUAAUCAAAAUAAAAAAUCGAAAUUGAUAGAUUAUGAAUGGCAAGAUUUAGAUGAAGAAGAUAUUGAUGAUCCAUUAAUGGCACUGGAAUAUGUUAAUGAUAUUUUCACAUAUUUUUAUGAAUUAGAAUCGAGAAUGUUGCCCGAUUCACAAUAUUUAUAUAAACAAAAACAUUUAAAACCAAAAAUGAGAUCAAUUUUAGUUGAUUGGUUGGUUGAGAUGCAUUUAAAAUUCAAAUUAUUACCAGAAUCUUUAUUUUUAGCUAUAAAUAUAAUGGAUAGAUUUAUGUCUAUUGAAGAUGUUCAAGUUGAUAAAUUACAAUUAUUAGCAACUGCUUCAUUAUUUAUAGCUGCUAAAUAUGAAGAGGUAUUUUCUCCAUCUGUUAAAAAUUAUGCAUAUUUUACCGAUGGUGGUUUUACAGAAGAAGAAAUUUUACAAGCUGAAAAAUAUGUAUUAACAAUUUUAAAUUUUGAUUUGAAUUAUCCAAAUCCAAUGAAUUUUCUUAGAAGAAUUUCAAAAGCUGAUGAUUAUGAUGUACAAACAAGAACUUUGGGGAAAUAUUUAUUAGAAAUUACAAUAAUUGAUUAUAAAUUUAUUGGUAUGAAACCAAGUUUAUGUUGUGCAAGUGCAAUGUAUUUAUCAAGAUUAAUGAUGGGAAGAAUUCCAAUAUGGAAUGGUAAUUUAAUACAUUAUUCUGGUGGUUAUAGAAUACAAGAUAUGCAACCAUGUAUACAAUUGAUGUUUUCAUAUUUAAUUGCACCGAUUGAACAUGAUGAAUUUUUUAAAAAAUAUGCAAUGAGAAAAUUUAUGAAAGCAAGUACUUAUUGUAGAGCGUGGGCAAAGAAAUUUCAUUCUGAAGGUAAAGAUUUAUUUGAUGAAUCAUUAUCAACUCAUCGAUUACAAAUUGAGGAAUGA